AUGGGGGAGUCUGGAUUUCUUCUCGCCGCCGCGGGCGAACCGGGACGAUGCGUCGUGUGGUCCUGGUCGGUGAACGACGCUAACGACGACGAGUUCUUGCUCAAAGAACACGUGACUUGCGAUGAGAUGCCCGCGAUGAACUAUCGAGGCGUCGUGCCCAAGCCGGGCACUCCCACGAGUCUGCAGUGGCUCGACGUCGAUCGCAAUCCAAAAAUCGUCGCCGUCGUCGACGAAGGUUUGACCUACGUGUGGAACGUCUUGGAGAAGGCGCGCGAUCGCUCGUCGUACGCGAUCGACCACGGCAUUCGAUCAUUGAUUCCGGUUCACUGCGAAGGCGUGCCAUCGCGUGGCCCCGCCGAAGACGAGCCCUUGGCCGCAGUGGCGCUCGCGCGUCGCAAGCGCGCGCCGCUUUUGGAUCUCGAGUCGAAAGACUCCUCCGACGACUCUCUGUCGAGCGAGCGCGGAGAAUCGUGCGCGAUCGGUGCCGCACUCAUUCGUGUUCACGGUUUAUCCAUCGGCGAGUCGUUAUUCGCCUCGGAGUCGUCCACGGCGGUAUCGUUGGCGUGCGCGGGCGAAGACGCGUGCUUCGGCGCGCGAGACGGCGCGUUCGUCGCCUGGAACAUAGCCACCGGCGAGUGCGCGCUCAAGGUGCUGCUCGCCGUACCGGCAAGUGGUGAACUCACCGACGACCAGGACCUCGCCGUGCGCUCGGUGGCGUGCGCUGAGAGGCACGUCGCCGCGUGUUGCGGCGACGGCGUCUUCGUCUUCGCCAAAUCCGCGCCGCGCGCGAGCUAA
Ostreococcus lucimarinus CCE9901 is the source of this 795-nucleotide messenger RNA. RefSeq lists its product with no specific name. The record is from RefSeq and is a predicted model, not a curated record. The transcript has a single exon. NCBI's taxonomy places the organism in Eukaryota, Viridiplantae, Chlorophyta, Mamiellophyceae, Mamiellales, Bathycoccaceae. Gene Ontology annotation, molecular function: protein binding. Bases 1 to 795 code for a protein of 264 amino acids.